Molecule: messenger RNA, 1447 nt
Organism: Neltuma alba
Lineage: Eukaryota; Viridiplantae; Streptophyta; Magnoliopsida; Fabales; Fabaceae
Product: protein trichome birefringence-like 5
Exons: 5
Coding region: 161-1429 (422 amino acids)
Cellular component (GO): Golgi apparatus
Molecular function (GO): O-acetyltransferase activity
Source: RefSeq, a predicted model, not a curated record
GUUCGAUAAAGAAGAAUCUGGUAAUGAUAAGAAUGAGAAAGCUUCUGACAGCAAAACCACUGUCUCUAGUGUGGAUAGUCUUCGCGAGUCUGGCUCGGAUAAUGAGAUUUCUGUUAAUAGUCCGAUCGAACCAGUUUCUGAUAAGGAAUUGAAUGUGACAAUGGCGGGUAAUGAUCGUGUCUCAGGCAUCGACAAUGAAGUUUCUGGUCGCGAUAAGAAUGGCGCUGAUUCUAAGAACGGAUCCACCGACGCAAUUGCGGUUGAUGUUCACGAUUCUAGCACUGAUGGUACUGACAAUGAAGUUUCUAAGAAUGAUGCUGAUAAUGUAACCACUGGCAAAAUAGCUGAUAAUGUCGGCGAUCCCGCGUUGGAGAAGCAGUUGAAGUGUGAUUUGUACACUGGAACUUGGGUGAAGGAUGAAAAUUACCCAAUUUACCGACCGGGUUCUUGCCCUUAUGUUGACGAAGCUUAUGAUUGCCAAAUCAAUGGAAGGACUGACACAGAUUAUACAAAAUGGCGGUGGCAGCCUGAUGGCUGUGAUCUUCCCAGGUUUAAUGCCACAGACUUCUUGGUAAGACUAAGAGGUAAAAACUUGAUGCUGAUAGGAGAUUCUAUGAAUCGGAAUCAAUUUGAAUCAAUUUUGUGCAUGCUCCGUGAAGGUCUUCAAAAUAAGAGCAAAAUGUAUGAGACCCAUGGGUACAAAAUAACCAAAGGACGGGGUUUCUACAUUUUCAAAUUUGAGGACUAUAACUGUACAGUACAAUUUGUGAGAUCUCAUUUCCUUGUGAGGGAAGGAAUUCGUAAAAAUGCACAAGGGAACUCAAACCCAACAUUAUCAAUAGACCGGAUUGACAAGACGUCUGGCCGUUGGAUGAGGGCUGAUAUUCUUAUCUUUAACACUGGGCACUGGUGGACCCAUGGAAAGACUGCUCGAGGGAUAAAUUAUUACAAAGAAGGUGAUUAUCUUUAUCCACAGUUUGAUUCAGUUGAGGCAUACAGAAGGGCUCUAAAGACCUGGGCAAAUUGGAUUGAUCGUAACAUCAAUCCAAAGAAACAGAUAGUCUACUAUCGUGGAUAUUCUUCUGCCCAUUUCAGAGGUGGAGACUGGGACUCAGGUGGGUCAUGCCGGGGUGAAACCGAUCCAGUUUUUACUGGGACGAUCCUUAACAGCUAUCCGGAAAAAAUGAAGAUAGUGCAAGAAGUGAUUAGGGGGAUGAAAGUUCCGGUGAAGUUAUUAAAUGUCACAAGACUGACCAAUUUCCGCAAGGAUGGCCACCCAUCUGUAUAUGGAAAGUACACAAUUCCAGGGAAGAAAGUAUCCACAAGAAAGCAAGAUUGUAGCCAUUGGUGUCUUCCCGGGGUACCUGAUGCUUGGAAUGAGCUCAUUUAUGCCACUUUGGUUCUUCACCAGACUAGGACAACUAGUUAACACCUUUUGUUUUUCUCU